AUGCUUGUGGAAUCUCAGCCUGUGUUCCCACACUCGAACGGGCACACUACGUCAGUUCCCCAUACCCGCUAUCGCCUCCCCUCGGCCAACCGCCCUCAACCCCAUUCGCAAUCCUCAAUCCUUGUAUCACUCAAGGAUACAUCCAAGCUGGCAGGAAAACAGCGCCGUAGCUUCUCUUCGCAGGGUGGGUUGCUGAACAGAAUGUUCAGUGGCUCCUCGAGCCCACCCAAAGACAAGACAGACCCAACUCCAAUCCCCGGAAUUGAGAACGACGCGAAUCUUCUGCCCGAAAACGCCAGUCCCCGGGACAAGCGAUUCUCGCCACCUGGUUCUGGAUUCUUUAACCGAAGACAGAGUGAGGAUCAGGCACCUGCUGCCGACAAGGACAAGAAGCGCCGCAGUAGCACUGUCACGAAGGCUGCCAGCUUUUUCAGCAACGCCAAGAACUCCUUGAGCCUCAACGGUAGCAGUGGUGGUAAUAAUUUCUCGGUUAUCAGCACUAGCCCACAGUCCUCAGAGAGCCCGCUGCACAAGCUGGGAAAGAUGGACCCAGCCUUGAGCGUCCCACAAGGGUCGUUCAAUAACUCCGCGGGUGAAUCAGUUCCAACGGCGUGCUCAUCUUUCCGGGUGGGAGUUACAGAAGACAGGAAUCGAAAAUGCCGUCGAACAAUGGAGGAUACUCAUGCGUACUUAUACAACUUUCUUGGAACACCGGCCCCAAGUGCAUCAGCCGACGUAAAUGGCUCUUCCCCGCCAAAUCAUGCCCAGUCUGGAGGUGUCUCAAAAGUGGUAGAAACUGACAAUGGGUAUUUUGCUAUCUUUGACGGUCACGCUGGAACCUUCGCUGCAGAUUGGUGCGGCAAGAAGUUACAUUUGAUUCUUGAGGAGAUCAUGCGGAAAAGCCCCAAUGCACCUGUGCCCGAGCUUCUUGAUCAAACAUUUACAAGUGUGGAUCAGCAGCUGGAGAAGUUACCUGUCAAGAACAGCGGUUGCACAGCCGUGACAGCCGUGCUGCGCUGGGAAGACCGCGUGCCAAGCUCACAGUCGGCCACUGGUUCUGCGGCUCUUGCUCCUGCAGCAGCAGCGGCAAACAACACUGAUACGACCGAGACGCCAACUCAAGAUACGCCCAUGGGUGGUACACAGGCACUUCCCAAACUUCAAGAAAAGGCUGUUCGACAGCGGGUCCUGUAUACGGCCAACGUGGGUGACGCUCGCAUUGUAUUAUGUCGUAAUGGGAAGGCCCUUCGGCUGUCGUACGAUCAUAAAGGAAGUGACGAGAACGAAGGCAAACGUAUCGCUAAUGCCGGAGGCUUAAUCCUCAACAAUCGCGUCAAUGGUGUGCUGGCGGUCACCAGAGCCUUGGGCGACGCUUACUUGAAAGACUUGGUGACAGGUCAUCCGUACACCACGGAGACCGUUAUUCAGCCUGAUGCGGACGAAUUCAUUAUUCUUGCUUGUGAUGGCUUGUGGGAUGUUUGCAGCGACCAGGAGGCAGUCAAUCUUAUCAAGGAUGUCCAAGAUGCCCAACAGGCCUCAAAGAUCCUGGUUGAUCAUGCGCUGGCCCGAUUCAGCACCGACAACCUGUCUUGCAUGGUUAUUCGACUCGAUGGCAACAGAGUUAAGGAUGUCGUCACCAACAAGGUGGAGCCUAUCGGUGUUGAUGGUGACCCAGCCACAUAUGUCUCCCACGGAGUCAGUGAAGCUGACAAGAUCGUGGAAGAUGCGCAGAAGAUUAUGGCUAGCCAUGGGAUAAAUGACCCAGAGUCUGCAGAGAAGGCAGGCCAAGAAGCUCUCCAGCGAAUGGGCAGCCACGAUCAAAACGCUGAACCUGUGCAGACUUCCAGUAAUUUGCCUUCUGUGGACAUUUUAAGCCCAAACAAGACGAAUCAAGACUCUACUUGA
Molecule: messenger RNA, 1905 nt
Organism: Penicillium angulare
Lineage: Eukaryota; Fungi; Ascomycota; Eurotiomycetes; Eurotiales; Aspergillaceae
Gene: ptcG
Product: type 2C protein phosphatase PTC1
Exons: 2
Coding region: 1-1905 (634 amino acids)
Biological process (GO): protein dephosphorylation
Molecular function (GO): protein serine/threonine phosphatase activity; cation binding
Source: RefSeq, a predicted model, not a curated record